ACUCCAAUAAUUCGUCAUAGUUAACCUUGUUCCAUUUCCGUUCCUUUCUACCAAUUUCUCGAUUUCCCUCUCUAAAACCCUAAACUUCGUAGCUUUCGCUGCAGCACCUGAUAUCCCACAGUUAAUCAAAGGGAAAAUGAGAAGACGUUCGAGCAGAACUAUCUAUGUUGGGAAUCUACCUGGCGAUAUUCGUGAAAAAGAAGUGGAAGAUUUGUUUUACAAGUACGGACACAUAACUCACAUUGACCUUAAGGUUCCACCAAGGCCCCCAGGUUAUGCAUUUGUGGAGUUUGAAGAUGCUCAAGAUGCUGAAGAUGCAAUUCGUGGGCGUGAUGGCUAUGAUUUUGAUGGGCACCGGUUACGGGUGGAGCUUGCACAUGGGGGGCGCGGUCCUUCAUCUUCAAGAGACCGAUAUAGUAGUCGUAGCAAUGGCCGGGCUGGACAUGGGGUAUCUAAGCGUUCUGAAUUUCGUGUUCUAGUCACUGGGUUGCCCUCUUCUGCUUCCUGGCAGGACCUUAAAGAUCACAUGCGAAAGGCGGGGGAUGUUUGCUUCUCCCAAGUUUUUCAUGAUGGAAGAGGUACAACAGGUAUUGUGGAUUUCACAAACUAUGAUGACAUGAAAUAUGCUAUCAAGAAGCUUGAUGACUCAGAGUUCAAGAAUGCAUUUUCUAGGGGUUAUGUUCGUGUAAGGGAAUAUGAUUCGAGAAGGGACUCCUCUAGAAGUCCUAGUCGUGACCGAUCUCAUUCUAGGGGAAGAAGCUAUAGUCGCAGUCGUAGCCAGAGUCACAGUCGGGGCCGGAGCCAAAGUAAAUCUCCAAAGGGUAAAUCUUCGCAGCGUUCACCAGUUAAAUCUCCUUUAAUAUCUCCUCCUCGUUCACAUUCGAGAUCAAAGUCCCGUUCUUUAUCAGGAUAUGGAUACUUGAAGCAAACUUGGAAUUGGAAAUUAGAAACUUGGUGGGAUUUGGUUCAGUUGCCUGGAACUCAAUUUGUUAUAGAGGUAUGGUAUUUUUUAGAUGGGUGGCUUUGGAUACCUUCAAAGUACAUCUGUUCUAAUGCUUUUAGCACGUAAAUGUCCAUGGGUGCUAGAUUGGGAACAAUGGAGAUCACAGAUUGCUAUUUUAGAGCUGCAUGUCUUGUGUGUGCAUAAUGGCAAUUGGGAUUUGGAAAUCACCUCCAGUGAGCAAUAGAGACAAUUUCAGUACAAUUGUUGACUUCAAGAUUUGCCAAGCCAUAGGUUGCACUAUAUGGAUUCUCUGGAUUUUGUGGUGCAUUAGGGAAGAUUUCUUCUCUCCUGUCCACUGGUGUCUUGAUAUAUUACUUAGUGAUCCUCUAUUUUGAUUCACUUCUCAUAACAUAUUAUGUAUAAAAUGUCUACAAAAUCCCCCCCCCCCUCUCUAUCCCUUGGGCAGUUAUAUAUUUUACAAUGUUUGUUUGUUAACGUCCUUUGAUAUGAUAACUGUGCCUUGGGAGAGGCAUCAAAGCUGCUGGAAAUUUGAUAAAGGAAAUUGUAGAUUUUUAAAUUCUUUUUGUGAA
This is a messenger RNA of Gastrolobium bilobum, 1533 nucleotides long. Its product is annotated as serine/arginine-rich-splicing factor SR34-like. Gene Ontology annotation, molecular function: mRNA binding. The record is from RefSeq and is a predicted model, not a curated record. NCBI's taxonomy places the organism in Eukaryota, Viridiplantae, Streptophyta, Magnoliopsida, Fabales, Fabaceae. Gene Ontology annotation, cellular component: cytoplasm; ribonucleoprotein complex; nucleus. The coding region runs from base 137 to 1069 and encodes 310 amino acids. The transcript has 12 exons.